CCGGAAACGCGCCGGCGGGAACCUGGCGGUAGAGCGCGCCGCGCGGGUCGCGCCGGCCUGGACCGCAGAGACAGGCCGGCCACAGGCAGGCGGUGGGUGGUCUCCCGGCCCAGACGGCCCUCGGGCUGUCGGAGCCCCGAAAGCACGGUGCCUCGCUCUCCCCAGCGGACCGAGAUGUAAACUGGAAGCGGCAGGAGAACCUUCCAGGGCCUCCCCUGCCUUGCCUAAGCAGGCCUGCCUGGCGAGCUGGGACAUGUCUGGCCCCCGAGGACAGCCAGUGGGCAAUGGCUGCAGUGGCAGGGGGGCUGGAGCCCGAGGCGGCUGCUGCAGAAGAUGCUGUAGAAGGUGCUGCAGAUGCUGUGGGACCCUCGGCUCCCCCUUUCCUGGCUGGAAACCGGCUAAGCCUGGACCUGUACCCAGGGGGCUGUCACUGGCUGCUGCACCUGUGUGCCCAGCAGCCCACUCAGCUGCUGGAGGUGGAGUUCCUGCAGCUGAGUGGCCACGAAGACCCGCGGCUGUUGGAGGCCACCCUGGCCCUGGUGCCGCAGAGCCUGCAGCGCCUCCGCUCCCUGGUCCUCAAAGGUGGGCAGCGCCGGGCAGCACUGGGUGCCUGCCUCCGGGGCUCCCUGACCACACUCCCCACUGGCCUGAGUGGUCUGGCCCACUUGGCCCACCUGGAUCUGAGCUUCAACAGCCUGGAGACACUGCCAACCUGCAUCCUGAAAAUGGAAGGCCUGGAUGCCCUCCUGCUCUCUCACAACCACCUCUCAGAGCUGCCUGAGGCCCUGGGGGCCCUCCCUGCCCUCACCUUCCUCUCUCUGAGCCACAACCAUCUGCGAGCACUGCCCACAACACUGGGGGCCCUAUCCACCUUGCAGUGCCUCGAUCUCUCUGAGAACCUUCUGGAUACUCUGCCCCCUGAGAUUGGAGGUCUGAGCAGCCUUGCUGAGCUCAAUCUGGCCUCCAACCGGCUGCAGAGCCUCCCAGCCUCCCUUGUGGGGCUGCGGUCCUUGCGGCAACUUGUUCUGCACAGCAACCUCCUGACCUCAGCACCUGCUGGCUUGGCUCGCCUCCCGCUGCUCACCCGGCUGGACCUGAGGGACAACCAGCUCCGGGACGUGCCCCCUGAGCUACUGGAUGCCCCCUUUGUGCGCCUGCAGGGGAACCCCCUGGGUGAGGCCUUACCAGACACCCACAGUCCCCCAGGGUCACCCGUGGCCCUGGAUGUACCUCAACUGUUCCUGACCUCAGACUUGGACAGCUUCCCUGUGACCCCUCAAGGCUGCUCCGUGACCCUGGCCUGUGGUGUCCGCCUGCAGUUCCCUGCUGGGGCCACUGCUACUCCUGUCACCAUCCGCUAUCGACUGUGGUUGCCGGAGCCACACCUCAUCCCUCUGGGUCCCCAUGAUGCUCUGCUCAGUGGUGUCCUGGAGCUGCAGCCCCAUGGGGUGGCCUUCCAGCAGGAGGUGGGCCUAUGGCUGCUCUUUGUGCCCCCUCGGGCCCGGCGUUGCCGUGAGGUGGUGGUCAGGAGCCUGAAUGAUGACACCUGGAGUGACCUGGUGACCCAGCUGGAGAAAGAGACACCCAAGCGGCUCUGGGCUCACUGCCAGGUGCCCCACUUCUCAUGGUUCCUCGUGGUUUCACGCCCUGUGUCCGAUUCCUGCCUGGUGCCACCAGAGGGGACAUUGCUGUACUCAUCGGGACAUCCUGGUGUCAAGGUCAUAUUCCCUCCUGGGGCCACCACGGAGCCUCGUCGCGUCCACAUGCAGGUGGUGCAUAUGGCCCGCAGAGCCCUGCUGGAGGAGCCAGAGGCUGCUGCGAGCCCUCUGCUGUGCCUCUCCCAGAGUGGACCCCCCGGCUUCCUGCAGCCAGUCACUGUGCAGCUGCCUCUGCCCCCUGGUGUCACAGGCCUGAGUCUGGACCGCUCCUGCCUGCACCUGCUGCACCGGGCCCCUCCCGCAGCCGCCUGGGAUGACAUCACGGCGCAGGUGGCCCUGGAGCUCACCCACCUGUAUGCUCGCUUCCAGGUCAUGCACUUCUCCUGGUACUGGCUCUGGUACACCACCAAAACCUGCAUUGGGGGCCUGGCACGCAAGGCCUGGGAGCGGCUGCGGCUGCACCGUGUCAACCUCAUCGCGCUGCAGAGGCGCCGGGACCCUGAGCAGGUCCUGCUGCAGUGCCUGCCCCGAGACAAGGUGGAUGCCACCCUGCAGCGGCUGCUGGAGCGGUACCGAGGCCCCGAGCCCUCUGACACUGUGGAGAUGUUUGAGGGAGAGAAAUUCUUUGCCGCCUUCGAGAGGGGCAUUGACGUGGAUGCUGACCGCCCGGACUGUGUGGAGGGCAGGGUCUGCUUUGUCUUCUACUCUCACUUGAAGAACAUGAAGGAGGUAUAUGUGACCACUGCCCUGGACCGGCAGGCUCAGGCUGUGCGGGGCCAGGUAUCCUUCUACCGGGGAGCCGUGCCUGAGGAGGUGCCCAAGGAGGCAGAGGCUGCCCGACAGAGGAAAGCCACAGAUGCCCUAUGGAUGGCCACCCUGCCCAUCAAGCUGCCGAGGCUGCGGGGGUCUGAGGGGCCGGGACGGGGAUGGGGGCCUGUUCUCUCCCUGGCACCUCUGAACCUGGGCGAUGCAGAGACCGGCUUCUUGACCCAGAGCAACCUGCUGAAUGUGGCCGGGCGCCUGGGCCCUGACUGGCCAGCUGUGGCCCUGCACCUGGGCAUGCCCUACCGUGAGCUGCAGCGCAUCCGGCACGAGUUCCGGGACGACCUGGAUGGCCAGAUCCGCCAUAUGCUUUUCUCCUGGGCUGAGCGCCAGGCUGGACAGCGGGGGGCCGUGGGGCUCCUAGUGCAAGCCCUGGAGCAGAGUGACCGGCGGGAUGUGGCUGAAGAGGUGCGGGCUGUCUUGGAGCUCGGCCUCCGCAAGUACCAAGAUGGCAUCCAGCGCACAAGCCUGGCACCUGGGGACCUUGCCCCAUCUGGCCCUUCAGUGUCACAGUCCCCAGAGCCUGCCCAGGCCUAGACCACACUCUGGGUUGGGUUGGGCCCUGAUGUGCCCUGGCCAAAGGUCAGAGGUUUCCACUUUCAAGCCUUCCCUGUGUUUGGGGACAGAAACACCCCACCCCACACACAACUCCUGGUGUGUAACAAACAUGCACCAUUAUGGCUGCUG
This is a messenger RNA of Manis pentadactyla (Chinese pangolin), 3167 nucleotides long. It is a transcript of the gene PIDD1, whose product is annotated as p53-induced death domain protein 1. The record is from RefSeq and is a predicted model, not a curated record. Lineage: Eukaryota; Metazoa; Chordata; Mammalia; Pholidota; Manidae. Gene Ontology annotation, molecular function: protein binding. The transcript is spliced from 16 exons. Gene Ontology annotation, biological process: apoptotic process; signal transduction; DNA damage response. The coding region runs from base 285 to 3017 and encodes 910 amino acids.